CACAAAAACACACACUACUGUGUGUUAUUUUCUUGAUCACCACCUUGGCCCUGGAAAAUAUUUCUAACAAACAAACAAAAUUUGUAAUUUUUGUAUUAUUUCUUGAUUCACCACCUGCAAACAUACAUUAAUCAUGGACCUCAAUCUUGGCCCAAUGGCAUUCAUGAUCGGAGUAUCAAUCCCAGUUCUCAAAUUUCUCUUAUGUUUUGUUGCUACAAUUCCUGUUAGUUUCAUCUGGAGGCUUGUUCCAGGUGGCCCAUUUGGUAAAAAUCUUUAUGCAGCUCUUACAGGGGUGGUUUUGUCUUAUUUUUCAUUUGGGUUGUCUUCAAAUCUGCAUUUUUUGGUUCUUAUGGCUGUUGGGUAUGGCUCUAUGGUUUUGUAUAGACAGAGGUGUGGGCUUGUUGCUUUUGUUUUGGCCAUGGCCUAUCUCAUUGGAUGCCAUGUAUACUACAUGAGUGGGGAUGCAUGGAAGGAAGGCGGUAUUGAUGCCACUGGUGCCUUAAUGGUGCUCACGCUAAAAGUCAUUUCUUGUGCAAUUAAUUAUAAUGAUGGAUUACUGAAGGAGGAAGAUCUGCGUGAGGCACAGAAGAAAAACCGCUUGCUUAGGUUACCUUCUUUAACUGAGUAUAUGGGAUACUGCUUGUGUUGUGGUAGUCACUUUGCCGGUCCAGUUUUUGAGAUCAAAGAUUAUCUUGAAUGGACUGAAAGAAAAGGGUUUUGGACGCCUUCUGAUAAGGCAAUAUCCCCAUCUCCAUAUUGGCCAGCACUCAGAGCAAUUCUCCAAGCAGCUAUAUGUAUGGUUUUGUACUUAUACCUUGUACCCCGGUUUCCACUGUCUCGAUUUACUGAACCUGUAUAUCAAGAAUGGGGUUUCUGGAAACGAAUGGGUUACCAGUACAUGGUUGGCUUUACUACACGUUGGAAAUAUUACUUUAUCUGGUCAAUCUCGGAAUCUUCUAUCAUUAUUUCUGGUCUGGGUUUUAGUGGCUGGACAGAUACUUUACCACCAAAACCACGAUGGGACCGUGCAAAAAAUGUAGACAUCUUGGGUGUUGAGUUGGCGAAGAGUUCAGUUCAAGUGCCACUUGUGUGGAAUAUACAAGUCAGUGCCUGGUUACGUCAUUAUGUUUACGAAAGACUCGUUCAAAAGGGAAAGAAACCUGGUUUCUUCCAGCUGCUGGCUACACAGACUGUCAGUGCUGUAUGGCAUGGUCUCUAUCCCGGGUACUUUAUAUUCUUCAGCCAGACAGCUUUGAUGAUUGCUGGUUCAAGAGUCAUUUACAGGUGGCAGCAAUCUGUUCCUCCAAAAAUGGCUAUGGCUAAAAAUAUUCUUGUGUUUAUGAACUUUUUGUAUACAAUUCUGGUUCUUAACUGCUCAUGCGUUGGUUUCAUAGUACUAAGCCUACAUGAAACACUCGCUGCAUACAAGAGUGUAUACUUCAUUGCAACCAUUGUUCCCAUAACAUUCGUUGUUCUUGGUAAAAUUAUCAAGCCGGCAAACCCUGCUAGAAAAAAAGCUCAAAAAGAAGAGUGAGGUAGAAUUACAAUUUUGGAUCCUGCAGUUGUUCAAUUUAGAUUUACAAAUCAUGCUGUUCUGUAAAAAAAAAUUUGGCCUGUCCAUGUUUGGUGUCCGGGCCUCGUAGGCAUGAUCUCAUUUUAACGAACAAGGCCUAUAGGCAAACUUGUAGAGUUGUAUACUUAUUUAGAUCAAAACGAGCAAAUUCAGGAAUUAUAUUUCUAUCUGAAUCAUUUUUUUCAUCUACGCACCAAAAUGUCUGAAAUAUACAUCGUACAGUAAAGAAGUAGAUAAGUGAGUCAAUAGAAGUCCUGACAGGGCAAAUUUGUUUGGAUAAUGAUAAUGCACACACUACUAAGCCACCAGAGGGGGGGGAAUGGCUGAACAUUUUUUCUUUGUUCUGGUGCAUUGAUUAGAAGUCUAUUUAUUCGUUUCCCGAAAGAAAGGGCAUGUAAAUUGAAGACCAGCACAUUGUGCAUUUGUGUGAGUUUGUCGGCAUAUGAGGUUCUGCAAUGAAUGUUGAAUUACAUGCCUGUGCUGCAUUAAGGUCGACAUAACCAAAGAUAAAAGAAGAGUGAGCUGGAGAUGAGGGGCCUUCGAGCUCCAUUCUGUGGUUGUUAGUCCAAGAUCAUGUCUUGAAUGAGGCAGCUGGAUGCUGACUUUUUGCCGCCCUGUUGAACAUGAAAUGCUUGAUAGUGGCAUGCUCUCUGGACCACAACUCUCUAGCUGCUACUUCAAAGUUUCUACUUCGGAGAAAAGGAAGUAUCAAAAGAAACAACCAUGUAGCGGAUUUCAUGAAUAUUUAUCAAAAUUUGGGAGUUUUCGGGUUUAGAUCAUAAAGUAACCGGUCCAUCUUAAAGUAACCGUUUAUAUGGACCGGUAACUUGACGGAUAUCAGAGCACAGUUUAAGGGAGUUUCAAGUUCGAGUCCUCCCAGAGUCCCAGAUCAUAAAGUAACCGGUCCAUCUAAAACUAACAUCUUAUAUGUACAGGUUCGGAGCUCGGUUUAGGGAGGAGUCUCAGGUUCGAGUCCUCCUAGAUUUUAAGGUAACUGGUCCAUCUAAAAAUAACGUUUUAUAUGGAGGGAUAACUUGACAGCCAGGUACCAGAGCUCGGUUUAGGGAGGAGUCUCAGGUUCGAGUCCUCCCUCUCCCGUCUGUUUAAUGGUUCUGACUACAAUAGUAGUAAGCGACAAUAUAUAUGGACGGGAUGCCUAGAAAGUCAUGUACUUGCUUGCUCUCGCAAUCAGUGAUCUCACAUCUAGGAGGAAAAGGACAAAGUUUCCUGCUAAGCCUUGUUCAUCCCUUGCAUAAUGCUAUCACAAUAAUUGUUAAUAUGUGAUUAGUUCCUUGCUACACUCAAGUUAUGAACUGGCCUUAACCCCACUUGUGGAUGAAUAAUAUGCAGUCUCUUGGAUGUUAUGCAACUCAAAGAUAAGGUCUCCAGUGUUAAACAUGUUCUUCCCCAUGGCAUGCCACUCUACUACAAAGAUAAUGGUCCCUUUUUAUGAUUGCCAAUGAAUUAUCUUCCACUGUGUACUGAUACAAUAUCCCUUAAAUUAAUACACUUACCGAACAACAGUAGUCUCAAAAUGUACGCAAAUCUUACUCUGAUAAUAAAUUUAUCAGUUUUCGUUUAGGAUA
Daucus carota subsp. sativus is the source of this 3159-nucleotide messenger RNA. RefSeq names its product lysophospholipid acyltransferase 1. Gene Ontology annotation, cellular component: endoplasmic reticulum; membrane. Bases 134 to 1534 code for a protein of 466 amino acids. Gene Ontology annotation, molecular function: acyltransferase activity. Lineage: Eukaryota; Viridiplantae; Streptophyta; Magnoliopsida; Apiales; Apiaceae. The transcript is spliced from 8 exons. Gene Ontology annotation, biological process: lipid modification; triglyceride biosynthetic process; phospholipid biosynthetic process. The record is from RefSeq and is a predicted model, not a curated record.